AUGAAUGAAAAAUUACUAAAAGCCUUAAUUUUUGAUUUGCUUUAUAGUCGGUAUUACGGAGUAAUUGUUUAUGUUCGGAUUUUUCGGGGCGAAUUAGUCAAGGGACAAAAAAUUAAGUUUAGUCGCAGUCAAAAAAUAUACCAAGUAGAAAGAUUGGGAGUGAAAACGCCCCAGGAAGUUUUAAAAGAAAGAUUAGGAACGGGCGAAAUCGGUUGGUUUACCGCCAAUAUUCGGGAUAUGCGAGAAGUAAAAGUAGGCGAAACGGUGCUAGAUAUUAAUAAUGAUUCUCCGCCGUUGGCGGGUUAUCAAGAAAGCAAACCUAACGUUUAUUCUAAUUUGUAUCCGGGUGAUAGUUCGCAGUAUAAGGAGUUUGAGAAGGCGUUGGUCGAAUUACAAGUCCAAGAUAGUAGUUUAAGUUUGGAAAAGGUUGACUCCCAAUUAUUAGGUCCGGGUUUCCGUUGUGGUUUUCUCGGCUUGCUUCAUCGAGAAAUCAUUUGUGAGAGAAUGCAAAAAGAAUAUCAAUGCGAAAUAAUUAUUACUCCUCCCAGUAUUAUUUACCGGAUAACUUACCAAAAUGGUAAAACUGCUGAAAUUGUUAAUCCGCAAAAAGUUCUUCCGAGCCAGAAAAUAAAACUCAUUGAAGAGUUGAUUAUUUCUUGUCUUAUCACCACUCCAUUAGAAUAUUUGGGAGCAAUAUCGCAAUUAUGCCAAAAUAAACGCGGGCAAAUAGUCGCAGAUUUGUCUUUUUUUGUUCACGAAAAUUUUGCCUACGAGCGUGCCCGCUUACUUUGCGAAAAAUUAAAAGCCACCCUUAAUCCCCAGAACUUUGUGGUGCCUAUCCAAGCCUGUAUUGGCAACAAAAUAAUUGCUCGGGAAACUUUGCCCGCCUUAAAAAAAAAUGUUACCGCUAAACUUUAUGGUGGAGACCACACCCGCAAAAUGAAAUUAUGA
Messenger RNA from Cetraspora pellucida, 951 nucleotides. The record is from the annotation of a GenBank genome assembly. Lineage: Eukaryota; Fungi; Glomeromycota; Glomeromycetes; Diversisporales; Gigasporaceae.